AUGCCUUUACGAUUGGAUGUGAAAAAGAAAUUGUUGGCUAGAUCAGAUCGUGUCAAGUGUGUUGAUUUACAUCCAACCGAAACAUGGAUGCUUGUGGCGCUUUACAACGGCAACGUUCAUGUCUGGAAUUACGAAAAUCAGCAGCUUGUGAAAUCUUUCGAGGUCUGCGAACUACCAGUGCGAUGCGCGAAAUUUAUUCCGCGCAAAAAUUGGAUAAUAACAGGAUCGGAUGAUAUGCAUGUCCGUGUUUUUAAUUACAAUACUCUGGAACGAGUACAUCAGUUUGAAGCACACUCCGAUUACUUGCGCUCCAUCGCUGUCCACCCAUCGCAAUCUUUCAUUUUGACCUCUAGUGAUGAUAUGCUUAUCAAACUUUGGGAUUGGGAUAAUAAAUGGAGUGUGAAGCAAACUUUUGAAGGUCAUACUCAUUAUGUAAUGCAGUUGGUUAUUAAUCCAAAAGACAACAAUACUUUUGCAACUGCCUCACUUGACAAGACAGUGAAAGUUUGGCAGUUUGGUAGUUUUACAGCAAAUUUCACUUUGGAAGGUCAUGAAAAAGGUGUGAAUUGUGUUGAUUAUUAUCAUGGUGGUGAUAGACCAUAUCUAAUUUCGGGUGCAGACGAUCGUCUUGUUAAAAUAUGGGAUUACCAAAAUAAAACAUGUGUUGCUACUCUGGAUGGGCAUGCACAGAAUGUAUCAGCGGUCUGCUUCCAUCCUGAAUUACCGGUUAUUAUCACUGGUUCAGAAGAUUCGACAGUUAGGCUGUGGCAUGCCAGUACGUAUAGGUUGGAGACGACUCUCAAUUAUGGUCUUGAACGUGUUUGGUGCAUUCACGCCUUGCGAGGUUCAAAUACAAUUGCUAUUGGCUAUGAUGAAGGUUCGGUAACAGUAAAAUUGGGUAGGGAAGAACCAGCUGUUAGUAUGGAUUCAGGUGGAAAGAUUUUAUGGGCUAAGCAUUCCGAAUUGCAGCAAGCUAAUUUGAAAACACUUGAUGCCGCCACGUUAGAACAAAUACAAGAUGGUGAGCGUAUUUCACUGUCAGUAAAAGAUGUAGGUUCAUGCGAAAUAUACCCCCAAACAUUGGCUCAUAACUCUAACGGACGUUAUGUAGUUGCUUGUGGUGAUGGUGAAUACAUUGUUUAUACUGCGAUGGCUUUGCGUAACAAGGCUUUUGGUUCUGGUUUAGAAUUUGUGUGGAGUACUGAUCCUUCAGAAUAUGCAGUCCGUGAAUCAGCAUCGAGCAUUAAAAUUUUCAAGAAUUUCAAGGAGGUACGCACGUUACGUCCUGAUGUGAUUAUGGAAGGCAUAGAAGGUGGACCACUAAUUGCUGCUCGUUCUGUGAAUGCCUUAUGCUUUUUUGAUUGGGAGACAGGAUCUUUGAUCCGUAGAAUAGAAAUAUCAGCCAAACACGUUUAUUGGUCGGACAGCGCUGAAAUGGUCGCAAUUGCUAGUGACGAUACGUUUUACAUAUUGAAAUAUAAUAAGGAAGCGGUAGAAAAUGUAACAGCAACUGAUAUUGAUGGCAUCGAGGAUGCUUUCGACGUCAUUGGUGAAGUACAGGAAAGUGUCAAGACAGCAAUAUGGAUUGGUGAUUGCUUCAUAUUUACGACUGACUUAAAUCGACUGAAUUAUUAUGUCGGAGGAGAAAUAGUCACUAUUGCUCAUAUGGAUCGUCCUCUCUAUUUACUGGGUUAUACUCCAAAGGAAAGCAGGCUAUACUUGUGUGACAAAGACCAUAACUUCGUCUCCUAUCGUUUGUUGUUAUCAGUUCUCGAGUAUCAAACUGCAGUUAUGCGUAGAGAUUUUGACACAGCAAAUACUAUGUUACCCGUAAUACCACGUGAUCAUCGAACUCGUGUAGCGCAUUUCCUCGAGAAACAAGGAUUCAAAAAGCAAGCUCUGGUAGUUAGUCAAGAUCCAGACCAUCGCUUUGAGCUUGCUCUCUCCCUUGGAGAUUUAAAACUGGCAUAUGAUCUUGCCGUAACUGCUGAUUCGGAAGAAAAGUGGCGACAGCUUUCUCAAGCAGCUACACUGAAGAGUGAACUUAUGUUGGCCGGGGAAUGUCUUGGUCGGGCCCGUGAUUAUGGUGGAUUAUUACUGUUGGCUACAUCUGCCGGAUCAGCUGCAUUAUUAUCUAAGUUGGCAUCCGAUGCACAACUUUCAACGCAGCAUAACUCAUCUUUUCUUUCAUACCUUCUGCUCGGCGACUUGGAUAAAUGUUUGGAAAUUUUGAUUUCGACCGACCGCCUUCCGGAGGCUACGUUUUUUGCACGUACAUAUUGUCCAUCUCAGGUUGAUCGCGUUGUGUCAUUAUGGAAAGAGAAGAUUUCCCGUAAGAUAUUAGACGGACAGAAGAACAUCGGUGAAAGUCUCGCGGAGCCAUCAAAAUAUCCGAAUCUUUUCUCGGAUUUUAGUGAAACACUAAAAGCUGAGCGGUUCCUAAAAGAAUUAGCGAAGUUACCAAUUAAAGCGUCAGCGCAUCCACCAACUAAUGCACAGCGUAAUAUUCUUGAAGAAAUGGCGGAGGCUGAAAAAUCAGGUGCAUUAAUCUUUCAUAAAGAUGGAGCUGCGGAAUUGUUGAGAAACGGAAGUACUGUUCUGGACAGCAGGAUUAUGGAAGCAUCUCAGACUGCAACCGACACAACCUUACUAUCCGCAAAUGCACAGACUGUUCUGAAUUCCUCGAAAACAUCGCUUACCACUUCUAGUAGUUCACUGUCGCAGAUUUCAUCCAAAACUUUUUAUAAGUCUUGCACAGCUCCAGUUUUUCAAGCUGAUGCAACAGUUACAAACGACUCUUCUAAAUGUGUGUUGGGACUACGCCUUUGUUCACCAGCAUCUCACAGUUCAGCGGCUCGUUCAUCAUCUCAAGAUGUCACAACUUCAGCUGAUAUAAAUUCUGACAUUACUGAAAACAGCGAAGAAGAUGAGGGGAAUUUGUUGGAUGCAGCCAUGGGUCCAGACAUUGUACGCGACCGUGCUCGACCAGAUAUCGUUCCUUCAGAUGGAGGACCGGACGUUGUUGGAAGUGCUGUUCAACCACAGCCCGAAGCAAGUGUGGUGCAAGAUGCAGAAAUAAGAAAUCAAGAGGGAGUAAUAGCUUGGAGCGAUAACGAAGACGAUGAUCAGUUUGAUGACGAUGCUGCAUUCAAUAUUGAUGAUCUGAAUUUAGAAAAUAAUGAGUGA
Acanthocheilonema viteae is the source of this 3186-nucleotide messenger RNA. The record is from the annotation of a GenBank genome assembly. NCBI's taxonomy places the organism in Eukaryota, Metazoa, Nematoda, Chromadorea, Rhabditida, Onchocercidae.